AUGGGUCGCGGCAAUUCACUAGUUGAUGACUUAAGUUCUUUUGUAAAUAAUCCUUUACAUAGUGAUUUGGAAAUUGUUUGUGAAGAUGGAGUUCUAUAUGGUCACCGUGUAAUUCUUGCAGCCCGUUCGGAUGUUCUUGAUCCACUGUUGAGUAACGGGAUGGAAGAGUCAUUUAAAAAUCAAAUUAAAUUUCCAGAGAUCAAAGAGUCGGUAAUGAAGAUUAUUCUUAGAUAUUUAUAUACUGGAUCAGUUAUUGAGAGUGAUUUAUCAAUAGAUAUUGUGUUUAAUAUUUUUCAAGCGGCAGACUUCUUUCAACUAGAUAAUCUUAAAGAUCAUAUUUUAGAAUUUUAUAGGAAAACCUGUAAAGAAAGAAACAAUGCUCCAGAAUUGCUAUCAAAAGCAGUUCAGCACAUAACUCCAGUAGCAGAUAAUGCCGUUAUCGACUUCUUGGUUGAUUCCAUUUCCAAAAUUUCUCUAAAUAAUAUUGAAUCUGGUCAAUUAUCUUUUCAAGCAUUACAAUGCUUGCUCUCCAGGACAUUUGAUAAAAAAAACGGGGUUUUUUGUACAAACGAAUAUUCUGUCUUGCGUUUUGCAAUUUUGUCAGCGGCAGGAGAAGUAGCGCAAAACACCUCGAUUUUAGAGAAAAAGAUACCAGCAUGGGAGGAAAUUAAGGAUGAGAUCAAGCGUGGAUUUGAUCUUAAAAAAUAUGAAGACAUGUCAGAUAUUUUAGAUAUUCGUGUUCCUAUUGCAAAUAAGUUGUCACCUCUUAUUGAUUUUAUUGAUCUUCGGCGCAUCGAUGGAUUAAUUCUUGCCGAUAUUAUCGAACCUUUGGAUUUAAUUAAAAAAGAUCAUUUGUAUAAAAUCUAUCGUUCUUACGCUCGUCGGGAAUAUUUUUCGCCUUUUCGCGGUAUUUCAUGUUCUCGCGAAAAUAUUAAGUGGGAAAAAAACGGCUGCAGUCAAAAUUUGAUCAUUAGUCCGGAUGGAUAUACGGUAUAUCAUGAAGGAAGAAAAGGAUAUCAAAGUAUUAGAACUAAUCUUUUAAUGGACGAGGGAUUUUACGAACUUCAUAUCAAGAUCGAAAAAUUAGUUAAUGAAGGUGGUGACGUAGGAUUUGGAGUAUGCGGCGAAGGUCUAGAUUAUUUAAAUUGGGCAGGAUGUCAGAAAAAUGGUUGGGUUUUAAGCACUAACGCUACAGCCCUUCACAACGAACAUCGAACGCCUAUUCAAAUGCCACCAUUUCGCCGUGUUAACGUUGAGGUCAUCGUGCAUUUGGAUAUGGAAAAUAAGACUUGCGCAUUCACCAUCGAUGGAAAAAGUUACCCUCCGAUUGCUGAAUGGAAAGACUUUCCACCAAGGCUGUAUUUUGCUGCAUCUCUUUCUAGUGGAAGUCAGUUGAAAAUUUUAACAUAA
Molecule: messenger RNA, 1410 nt
Organism: Acaulospora colombiana
Lineage: Eukaryota; Fungi; Glomeromycota; Glomeromycetes; Diversisporales; Acaulosporaceae
Source: the annotation of a GenBank genome assembly